GAUGUGCGUGUGGAAGAGCGCAUCAUUGAAGUUCCGCAGAUACAGCACGUAGAGAAGGUUGUGGAAGUGCCUCAGACCGUCGUUCAGGUUGUGGAGCGGCACGUGCCAAAGGUUCACGUGCAGGAGGUGGUGAAGCACAUUCCGAAGAUAGACGUUCAGAUCCAGGAGAAGAUCAUAGAAGUUCCCCAGGUGCAGGUCGUAGAGAAGAUCAUUGAGGUGCCACAGACGCAGGUGCACGAAGUUAUCAAGCACGUGCCAAAGCUCCAUGUCCAGGAAGUUGUCCGACACGUUCCCAAGGUUGACGUGCAGGUGCGAGAGCGUGUCGUUGAG
This is a messenger RNA of Symbiodinium pilosum, 330 nucleotides long. The record is from the annotation of a GenBank genome assembly. NCBI's taxonomy places the organism in Eukaryota, Dinophyceae, Suessiales, Symbiodiniaceae.